Messenger RNA from Aspergillus heteromorphus CBS 117.55, 1390 nucleotides. RefSeq lists its product as uncharacterized. The record is from RefSeq and is a predicted model, not a curated record. The coding region runs from base 114 to 1037 and encodes 307 amino acids. The transcript is spliced from 2 exons. Lineage: Eukaryota; Fungi; Ascomycota; Eurotiomycetes; Eurotiales; Aspergillaceae. Gene Ontology annotation, molecular function: zinc ion binding.
CCCCCUCCUCCCUCCUCCUCCCUCCUCCCACUUAAUCCUGGGGGUCAUCAGGUCGCUGGCGGAUCUGACUCAUAUUAAUAUUAUGCCACAGGCGUCUCUUCUUCUGGGGUAGAAUGGACCAGCGCCGAGAGCCACUCUGGCAGUGGCCUUCCAGCUCCUCUGCUUCCGCCUUUGCCGGAGGGGACGAGACGGAAGAGACUGAACCUGAAGAUACCCCUGUUGAUCCGGGCGACUCUCCGCACACCAUCCCCAGCGAGCACUACCCCUCGCGUACGUGUCGCAUCUGCCUGGAGACGGUGCACCCCACCUUUCCUCCGCCCUCUGAGCAUCUGCCGGGCUUCCUCCAGCCUCGACAGCGCGUGGUCUACGAGUCCUCCGACCCGGAGUCGGGUCGACUACUGCGCCCCUGCAAGUGCAAAGGCUCCUCCCGUUAUGUGCACGAGGGAUGCCUGCGGCUGUGGCGCCAUGCGGACCCCGGCUAUGGCAAUCGGAACUUCUGGCACUGUCCGACCUGCGGCUUCCAAUAUCGCCUAGAGCGCCUCCGGUGGGCGCGCUGGAUCAGUAGCCCGCUGACGCAGCUCGGCUUGACCCUAGUCGUCUUAAUGUUUACUGUAUUUUUGCUUGGUUUCAUUGCUGACCCCAUCAUUAACCUCUACCUGGACCCUCUGGAUCCCACCCUCCCGCUGGACCUGUGGGACCAUCCGCCGGAAGAUCCGCGCGCCUCCUGGACUGAGCACUUCGUUAAGGGUCUGGCCUCACUGGGGUUCCUGUCCUUCAUCAAGGCCGUGUUCGCCUUGUCCUCGUGGCAGGGCUUGACGCUGCGCGGCACGGGGUUCCUCGGCGGUGGCCGCAAUACCGGACGGAACCGCGUCGCGUGGCUGGUCAUUAUUAUCGGGGUUGGUAGCUUUCUUUGGGCGGUGUACAAGGGCGUAAGGACCUGGAGCUGCCGGGCAUUAGAAAAAGCGGGCGAGAAGGUCAUGGAUGUGACGUUGCCGGACGACGACGAGGAGAAGUCCGAAAGUAAGAAGGAAGAUUGAUCAGCAUACCUCGCGACUCGUUUCGUUAGUUUAUCGCACUACUUUAAGUUGUCACGCUCCUGUCAGUGGGGUGCCAAUUAGUCAAUGUGCGAAGAGCGACCUGACCCUCGGGAGUCCGACCACGCCUGCUAAGCGGCUCAACAGGGGAACGUUUUGUUCUUUCUGGCGGCUGCUUUUUCCACCAGGCCGGUCUGGACGGAGGGCGACCUGCAGCUUCGAUCCGUAUAGGCGCUCCGUCAGCUUGCUGUCGGUCUGCUCGGGGCGUUUUGCCCGGGGCGUUUUCCGUGAGCGUUUUCGAUCCAUUGCAGUACACUAGCGUAUACCCUGUUAAUAUUAUUGUUAUCAUUAUCCAA